AUGGCCCAAGCACUCGAAAAGAAUGCAAGAGACUUUGGCAUACGGAGACAAAUAUACAGGACUGACAAUGCACUGCAUACUAUGUUUCGUAUGUCAAAAGCUCUUGCACUUUUGCCGGCAAACAUGAUAAUUGAAGGCUUCGAAGUGGUGGUCAACGAGGCAAGGCUUUCUCCAAAUACUGAGGUUGCAGAAAGAUACAUUACAUAUUUUAGAAAUCAGUGGGUGGAACGUGUUGGACCGGAAACCUUUUGUGUACAUGGCAUGCCAAGGAGAACUAAUAACGACCAGGAGAUAUUUCACCGCCAUUUAAACACUAUCAUGAAUAGUCCACGUCCUGGUAUUUGGCAUUUUACCAGGAAGUUAAAUUUAACAUCACUAAAAUAA
Metopolophium dirhodum (rose-grain aphid) is the source of this 384-nucleotide messenger RNA. RefSeq lists its product as uncharacterized. Lineage: Eukaryota; Metazoa; Arthropoda; Insecta; Hemiptera; Aphididae. The record is from RefSeq and is a predicted model, not a curated record. The transcript has 3 exons. The coding region runs from base 1 to 384 and encodes 127 amino acids.